Messenger RNA from Scomber scombrus (Atlantic mackerel), 3953 nucleotides. Its product is annotated as serine/threonine-protein kinase PAK 2-like. The coding region runs from base 242 to 1792 and encodes 516 amino acids. Gene Ontology annotation, cellular component: cytoplasm. The transcript is spliced from 15 exons. Gene Ontology annotation, molecular function: ATP binding; protein serine/threonine kinase activity. The record is from RefSeq and is a predicted model, not a curated record. Lineage: Eukaryota; Metazoa; Chordata; Actinopteri; Scombriformes; Scombridae. Gene Ontology annotation, biological process: protein phosphorylation; regulation of axonogenesis; regulation of MAPK cascade.
AAGAGCCAAAGCUGAGAGCCACUCGGGGGGGAGAAGGAGAAAGAGAGGAGACAAAAAGUGAGUGUGGUAAAAGGCGGUGUAGUUUAUUCACACCUCCGGGAGUGUUUGUGAAAUCUCAGCGUCAAAUCUGAGCUUUUUAACCCGGCGUGAAAGUCAGCAGCAGCGGGGCGGAGUUUCGGGAGUUUGGCCGGAGUGCGGUUGAGUUUUUGUGGUUGACAGCAACCGGUGUACGUGUGUGUAGAUGUGUGACAGCGGAGUGUGUGAGGACAAGCCCCCCGCCCCCCCUGUCAGGAUGAGCAGCCAAGGAGGAGCCAAAGACCCUCAGUCAGCCAAUCACAGCUCUCGGCCGCUGCCGUCUGUACCGGAGGAGAGGAAGAGAAACAAGAUCAUCUCCAUGUUUGCCUCUGAGAAAGCAGGCAGGAAAAAGGACCGGGACAAGGACAGGCCUGAGAUCUCCUCCCCCUCGGACUUUGAACACACCAUCCAUGUGGGCUUUGACGCUGUCACUGGAGAGUUCACUGGCAUGCCAGAGCAGUGGGCCCGUCUCCUUCAAACCUCUAACAUCAGUAAAUCAGAGCAGAAACAAAAUCCACAGGCCGUCCUCGACAUUCUCAAGUUCUACGACUCCACCAGUGGAAAACAGAAAUACCUCAGUUUUUCCGCCUCGGAUAAAGACUCUCAGUCGCCAGGCAAGCAGGGUACCGCGACCUCCCAGUCAGUUGGCAAGGAUGGCGACGAUGAUGACGACGACGAUACACCACCUCCCAUUGUGGCACCGCGGCCAGAACACACAAAAUCAGUGUACACGAGGUCGGUGAUAGACCCAAUCCCAGCUCCAGAGGUAGAUGCAGCCUCCAAGGCAGCUGACAAACAGAAGAAGAAGGGAGGAGGCAAGAUGACCGAUGAGGAAAUCAUGGAGAAACUCAGAACUAUUGUCAGUAUCGGAGAUCCUAAGAAGAAAUACACUCGCUAUGAAAAGAUCGGCCAGGGGGCAUCUGGAACAGUUUACACAGCCAUAGAUGUUGCAACAGGACAAGAGGUGGCCAUCAAACAGAUCAACUUGCAGAAGCAGCCGAAGAAAGAGCUAAUCAUCAAUGAGAUCCUGGUCAUGAAGGAGCUGAAGAACCCCAACAUUGUCAAUUUCGUAGACAGUUUCCUUGUAGGCGAUGAGCUUUUUGUGGUGAUGGAGUACCUGGCUGGUGGUUCUCUAACUGAUGUUGUGACGGAGACGUGCAUGGAUGAGGCUCAGAUCGCCGCUGUGUGCAGAGAGGUUCUCCAGGCUCUGGAGUUUCUUCAUGCCAACCAGGUCAUCCAUAGAGACAUCAAGAGUGACAACGUACUGCUGGGAAUGGACGGAUCAGUCAAACUCACCGAUUUUGGCUUCUGUGCCCAGAUCACACCAGAGCAGAGCAAGCGCAGCACCAUGGUGGGGACACCAUACUGGAUGGCUCCAGAGGUGGUGACCAGGAAAGCCUACGGACCCAAAGUUGACAUUUGGUCUCUGGGCAUUAUGGCCAUAGAGAUGGUGGAGGGAGAGCCUCCAUAUCUCAACGAGAACCCUCUCAGGGCUUUGUAUUUAAUUGCCACCAAUGGGACCCCUGAGCUGCAAAGUCCAGAGAAGCUGUCUCCUGUCUUCAGAUCCUUCCUGUCCCGCUGUCUGGAGAUGGACGUGGAGAAACGAGGAUCGGGCCGAGAACUGCUGCAGCAUCCUUUCUUGAAGCUGGCCAAGCCUCUGUCCAGUCUUACCCCCCUCAUCCUGGCAGCCAAGGAGGCCAUGAGGAGCAACCGCUAAAUCCCUCUAGUCUCUAAAGACUAAAAGAGCUUACGCCAGUGACAGCCAAACCAACCAGCAUCUUCUACUGGUCUACGUGUGACGGUCAUCAGCGACCUGCUAGUGUUUUUGUUUUUUAAAAGGGUCAUAAAGUGCCUCUGGACUCUUCCCAGUGUUUCUGUACUGAUGCCAGAUUAAUCGUAUCUUUUGUGCCUUGUUCUGAAGCCGCAUGCAGCCAUAAUGUGUUCUCUGUCUCUUGCGGCCAUAGCAUGUGUGUGUUGUUGAUGCUGACACUGGUUACUAUGCAUUUCAGGAACACAGGAUCACUGUUGCAAAUGUUCAAGACUCUUUACACACUAAGGAACAUAUUCACAAAGGUUUUUUUGUCUUUAUCUUAAGACCUGGUCACAAAGCUGCUGACAGCAACUUUUCCUGAGAAAUUGAGGAACAUAGAUUUAGCUGAAUCCAUAUUACAUAGUCGUUCAAAGCAAAUGGGCACCAAACUAAAUGUAACAGCUGUGGGGCUCUUUGGUUUUGUUGCCAGCACAGUCAAUCAAAUCUGUUAAAAUCACAGGAUGAAGCCUUUUUUUUUUGGUUUUAAAAUCAACACAAAAAUAGCUAUGGAUGUUUCUUUUUCAUACUUUUAACAUUGACUGUUGCUUUUUUUAAAUAAUAAGUAUUACUGACACAGCCUUUUAUUUCUCAAAGAAACAAGGAGCACACCGUUGCUAGUGUCCUUGUAUUUCUAUACUAUAUGAGUCUUUGUACCUGAAACUUUACAUGUUAAUAUUAGAUAAAAGCCCUCUGGUGGCAGUUUAGGGUAUCACCAAGAUUUAAGGCACAUUAUUAGCUCACAUUUUUAACUUAAAAUGUUUUGCAAAAUCUUAAAGUAUUAAACAUUCUUUGUAUUAAAGAGACAUGAUCAAACAUUUUCAUCAUUAGGAUAAAGAUAGUGAGGAUCCUUGGUGUAUGGAGAUACUUGAACUUUUGCAACAUGUUUCUAUGGUUGUUGCUAUGGUUACUCAUGUGUUUUGUGACAGGGUCCAAUAAUUGAGAAAGUGUACUGUUGUCCAGCAUGGGACAGUGCAGUCCUGUGUGCAGUGGAAAAGUUAGUCAAGUGUCCUUGUUUGACCUUUUAUCUCACUGGAAAUGAACCCAUUUCAGUAAGGGGAUGGGAUUUGUUUGUUUUUUUCAGUCUGCUUUUAUACAUGAAACUUUCAAUUAUUUUAUAAUUGUAGAUGGAAAAUGGGCAGAUUUCUUUUGUUAAGGGUGUUACCAGUAACCAAAACACACACUAGCAUUAAUCCAGCGUCUUUCACCUCCGCUAUCAAACUAUGCAAACCCAUCUGAACACUCAGAUGUUCUCUGCAUGAAACGUUUCCUUAAACCUUGAACUUUCUCGAACACUGCACCUAAGAGCCACAUUUCUAUGACCGUGAUGUUUCAUUUAAAUAUCCUGUUUGUCUUUAGCCUUGCCUUUUGCAAGAGACGCCUUACUGUCGGUGCAUUGGUGUCAGUACAACACAAAUACUGCGUGAAGCUGUCUGUCUGAAUGUGUUGGAACUGGAGAAAGACUUUGCAUUUUUUUGUAUAUUAUGUAUUGGUGAUGUCUUGUAUUUUUAGCAGCUUUUCAAAAGUAUGUAUAUCAUUGUUUUAUAUUUGUAACUAACACAGCAGAAGACAAUUUUGUUUUUUUCCAACGUGUUUAUAUGUACCAUUUUAUCUUCAGUUCCCUGAUCUGCAUAAUUAUGGACUCCAAACCAUAAAAUGUUUUGAUAAGCCUGAGACACUCCAGUCAGACCUGAGUCGAUCAGUAUUUGGAAAUGAUUGUUUUAGCCUGCUUUGGGUACCCAUUGAGUUCCAAAAUUAAAUCAUAUCUAGUUUUCCAGCAUGUUUAGACAAUCACUGUAAAGCAUUUAAAACAUCUUAUUGAAUUUGUUCUUAACAGAUGUAUGAUUCAGUGAAACACACUCAUACGGUACUCAACAGGUUGACACAAAUACAGACUGCUUCCAAUAUACUAUUGACAGGCUGUAAUGCAUUAUUAUGUGACCAGAAACACACAUUCCAGUUAGAUGUGUAACGUGAAUGAUUGAAGAUUUUAAAAUGAAUGUGCUGUUGUUCAUUGUGAAACCAAAUCAACACAGUAUAUAAAUUAUUAUUAAAAAUGGACUUAAAUCGA